AGGGCCGCUAACGCAGAGAAUAGGUGUGCUCUUUCCUCCCGCAUUAUUUUUACAUGCUGACCCAACGUCGAAGUCUCUGCGCACAGGAAAACUUUGGUGUUUUGGUCGACCAACAGCGGGUGGCGAGCUUCACAGUUUCUUUCACAGCGACAUUACAGGGUGCGUGGACGCAGACGCGCUGCUCAUCUUUCAGAACCAAGGACAGAGGCUGCUGCGUAGUUUGAAACCAGAGGCUUUCCCCAGCGGCCCAGCACUCAGCUCCACCGCUGCUGCUUUGAAGGAUACACUGACUCACUGUAGUUUGUCAGCGCAUACCUUCGAAGCUUCGAAAAUUACAUCGUUGUCACUGUUUUCUUUUCUUUCCUGAUUUUCCAGACGCUACAGGGCUCCUCCUUGUUUGCCAUUUCCGAUAGAAACGUGUUUAGUCAGAGUACAGAGCUGGCAUGAGAGAAAGCCACGAAUGCGUGAAAAUAUUUAAAGAGAAAUAGAGAAGAAACUUGAGGAAUAUCAGCGGUGGGGCAUUCUUUCUCCAGUACAGUUUGUUUUAUGUGAAUCGCAGAAAGAACAAAAGUGAGACGGCACGGUGUAAAACAGGAACAGAAGAAUGGCAGCUACAUACAUCCUCCUCUUCAGUUUGUGGGUCUCUACAGCCUUCACCACAGGACUGAUCUGCCCUCAGCUCUGCACCUGCUCGGUUAAAUACAGCCGUCUCUUUGCAGAUUGCUCCUACAAGGAGCUAGAUAAAGUCCCAGAGGGUUUUCCUCCCAGUGUUGCGACCAUUAGUCUCUCUGCUAAUAAAAUCAGUGUACUACUUCUGGGGACAUUUGACAAUGUCACCAGGUUGAUUUCCUUGUGGAUGUCACACAAUGAGAUUGUGUCCAUUGAACAGGGGGCGCUUGUGCCUUUGGUUCAUCUGCAAAACUUAGACAUCAGCCACAAUAAAAUAGUAGACUUUCCUUGGGAGGAUCUACAGAACCUCACAGGACUGUAUAUGCUGAAGAUGAAUCACAAUGAGAUGGUCAGCCUGCCAAUGGACGCCUUCUCCAACCUGAAAGAUCUGAAGUCUCUUCGGCUCAACAAUAACAGAUUUGUGACCAUAGCUGAAGGAACAUUUGAAGGUUUGCUGUCUUUGUCACAUUUGCAGAUUUAUAAUAAUCCAUUCGCUUGCACCUGCUCCCUGGAAUGGUUCAGAGUUUGGAUUUCAACAACCACCAUAUCACUCACUGAGCACAGUCCCAUCACUUGUGCAACACCAGAGAAAUUUAAAGGAAUGGAGAUCAGGAAACUGCCUGAGACAAAAUGUACAAGCCCCAAUGUCACAGUAUGGACUGAGUCAGAUAAUGCACAAUUCUAUGAGGGCAGCAAACUGGUCUUGACUUGUGAUUUCAAAGGAAACCCAAAACCACUAGUCCUGUGGAGCAUUCACAGCAAAAGCCGAAAACAGGAGCUGGCUUUGUUGUUUGCUGAGGAGGGCUCUGCAGAAUCCAGCGAGGACUCCUCGGUGUCCUACGAGUCGGAUUCAGUCAAAGUCUUUAAUAACGGCACACUUCUCGUUUCAAACCUCAGGAAGGAAGAUGGGGGCAACUACAGCUGCUCUGCCACAAAUGAGCUUGGAAGAGCGGAGGAUUCAGUUUUAGUUGAGGUGAUGGCGCUGUCUACACCAACACCCAUGAAGCAAAUGACCACAGUACCCAGUUACACUAAAACAAACCCAUCUACACGCCAGGAAACAGUCAAAGCAUCUGCUUUUAAUGCCGUGCAGAGAAAAAAAAUUACGAGCAUCAUACCCACUCACCCACCAACUGCAGACAGUGUUUCCGAACCUAAUGAGGAUUUAACAAAAUAUCUAUCUAGCAAAUGUGGCUUGACGGCUAAUACGAGCUAUAUUUCAAGCCCUGUCUCAAACGGGAGCCUAGAUGACAUUAAAUACAUGUUUGACUUUGGUGUGAUUGCAUUAGGAGUGUCAGAAACACAGGCAACAGUGCGACUCAAUCCUCUUCUCAUGGCCAGACAAAAGGGCAACCAGGCAGCUGAUGCCACCUCUGACAACAAAGAGCACCACGGCCUUCCAGACAUCUCAGAAAAAGCCCCUUCAAAUGGCUUGUAUCUGUGCGUCACCGCGGACCUAAAACAUUCUGCCGUGCAAUGGUCGAAGAUCAGGGAUGGCGUCAACUCGUAUCAGUUCAGCGGUUUGCGACCAGGCACCAACUACUCCCUCUGCCUGACCUACAGAGGGGAGGACUGUGAGGUCCACGUGCUGUUCACCACAAGAAGGAAGGUGCCAAACCUUUUCAUCAUCAUCUCAGUCAGCAUCUGCCUCCUGACCGUGUCCACUGUGCCUCUGCUCGGGGCUACGUGCUUCCACCUGGUGUACAAGUACCGCAGCAAGACCUACAAGCUGAUCCUUAAGGCCAAAGACCAGUAUCACAUAGAGAGGAACCUCACCACCAACUUCAACAUCUACGCACCUCACGCCGAGUCUCUGAAGAAGAUUGACAGCAGCCAACUGGAUGAAGAGGAAGACGAGACGGAGAGCGGAGAUGGGGACAAGGAGGCUGAUACGGAAGAGAGUGUGGUGACUGACUCCUUUACUUUGUCUCAGUGCAGGGGGAAUUUGGACGACUGUGAGGUGGGAUCUGAGUACAGUGACAGGCUGCCUCUGGGAGCUGAAGCAGUGAAUAUUACAACUAAUUACAAAUAUCCCAGUCAGUAACUUGUCAAGUCAAGUCAACUCAAGUCAACUUUAUUUGUCAAUUCUGCCACAUGUACAGGACAUACAAAGAAUAGAAAUUUCGUUACUCUCAAACCCUAGUGAUUAAAAAUGCAAAUAAAAUAAUUAAAAAGUAAAUAUCACUACCUGUGAUAUAAUGUAACUUGCUUUCGUAACAUCCCCACCACCUCAAAAUUACAAUCCCACACAACUAAAUGACAUCCUCCAGAAUGAUUGUAUUUGUUUCAUUAAUACUGAUUGUAAUUAACAUAUCAGUUAUAUUCUCACCUUUCUCUGAUGCUCCAUUUUUUAGCAAUUAUGUAAAUAUUAGCUGCGCAAGACCAGUCUCCAUGGAAUUUAACCCAAACCAUGAUAAUUUAAAUCAAAAGGUUCCACGGAGGAGCUGAAACACAGUGUCCUGGUUUAAAUUAUCGUAGAUGAUGACUUUGGAAACCAUAUUUCCCCUAAAAUGUGACUACUGAUGUUAAUCAGUUAAUCAGUUAAUCCAAGAUAAUUAAAUUAUGAAUUUAAUUAUCUUGGAUCCAGGAUUGUUUAUCAUUUGUUUAUUAAUUGUUAUGUUGCUUCAUUUGUUGGUGCCAUUCAGUUUCAUAGAAAUAUGACUUUGCUAUACUCGCUUGAAACAACAAUCCAUGCUGCAGCAUUCAAUGAUUGGAUGGGCAACUGGUUGCCUGUCUAUUGAUCACUUGUGGAAAUUUUCCAGACACUCCAGUGCAGCAAAUAGGACAACAACGCGCUGAUAAAAUCCCCUCCUUCAAAGCAGGAAUUGUCUGUACACUUCUACCUUGUUAAGAGAUGACUUGAAAAUUAUUAUUUUAAAAUUUGGAAAGAAGUUUCUCUUCUUGGUGAGAACAUGAUUAUCACCAUGGUGACCAUUGAUUGAUCUUAGCACUAAACAACUAAAGGUAAAAAGAGUUCAUUUGGUCAUUUUCACACAUGUAAGAGAAAAUAGGGGAUUGUCUGUACAGAUGUGUAUUUACUACUGAAAACACUCCUCCUGCACAUUGUGAGGAGCGUGCAGGAGGCAGGAUGUGAUGUUCAUCACCGGGCACACUAUCGCCUGCUCUGUUCACACGUGGGCAAACCACGCAGUGUGUAGACUUUCUAAUAUCACGCUUGUAGGGUGAAGUGUAUUUAAUGCAGAGAUCUGUUCUGCCUGGUGAAGUUCGAGGUUACAGUGAAUUUACGAAAACUGUAAUAAAAAGUUGGAGAAAGUUGAAGAAAGAAAGCAAACUGAAAAGCAUAGAGGACGUAUGCACUGUGACCACAUCUGCAGAAUUCCUGGUUUUCUUCUUUGAAUAAAAAAAAUCUUUUACAUUUUUAAAUGUGCACCUAGAUACUAGAGGUGCAACGAUACUCGUAUCGAUA
Haplochromis burtoni (Burton's mouthbrooder) is the source of this 4096-nucleotide messenger RNA. RefSeq names its product immunoglobulin superfamily containing leucine-rich repeat protein 2. The transcript is spliced from 2 exons. Gene Ontology annotation, molecular function: protein binding. The record is from RefSeq and is a predicted model, not a curated record. NCBI's taxonomy places the organism in Eukaryota, Metazoa, Chordata, Actinopteri, Cichliformes, Cichlidae. Bases 605 to 2713 code for a protein of 702 amino acids.